CGGGACUCGACAUCCGCCAUCCUACGUUCUUCAGUGUCGCAAGUACCGCACUGCCAUGGCUGAUACGACCGAACUGGACUCUUACCGUCCUUUCUCCUGCCCCGAAUGCUCAAAGUCAUUCACGCGGAGUGAAAACCUCCAAAGGCACAAGCGAGCGAGACACAACGGAAACUCUCGCAAGCCGUUCGAAUGUGCCGGAUGCCAUGCUCGCUUCACACGGAGUGACGUUUUCAAACGACACAGCGAUCGCUGUCGACAGCUUGCAUCCCAAAGAUACCAACCGGACUCGGAUGCCAGCCCUCCUGUGAUGGCCGACCUAGCCCCGCAGUUACCGACUAGCACCCUCGUGGUGUCAGAAACCCCCUGGCCAACGGAGCAUAUUAGCCUCACCAACGAGAGUCCGCAGGCUUAUUCCGGUUCGCCGUCUUCAAUAGUCAACGGAGAGAGUACUGCAUUAUAUGUCAAGGGCUACUUUGAGACGUUUCACGCUUCUCUCCCUCUUUUGCAUCGACCUACAUUUACUACAUCGUCAGCUCCCGAAUUGCUGGUGAACAUCGUAGCGGUGAUUGGCAGCUUGUAUUCAGCACAGCCGUACGAUCCUAACGCGAUAGGGACAGCCGAACAAUGGCGUCGAGAUACUUGGAGACGUGGAAAUAAAGAUAUUCAGCGCCUGGUUGCUGCCGAUUACAGUGAGAUGCGAAAAACCUGGGUUCUGCAAACAUGCCUGCUCCAUGUCAUUUAUGGGGCUUAUUUGAGCGAGACGCCAGACUUUGAGGAAUCGAAGAAAAUGCUCCGCAUUGUCGUAGAUGCCGCGCGUGAUCUCGGAUUGCUCCGGCAAGGGAUCGCCAUGCCAGAUUCGCUCUCCUGGGCGUCCCAAACUGACGGCAUGAUGGACGGUGCGAAAACGCCAUAUACGCGAUGGAUGUCAUACAUCAGCGUCGAGUCGUUGAAGGUGGCAUUAUACACGCUUAUAUUCCUGGACUCUCAAAUAUUUUCCCCGGCCAACAUCCGUCCUCUGAUCUCACCCAUGGAAUUCGGGUGGGAGCUUCCCUUUCCUGGCGACCUGUGGGAGUCCAAGAAUCCCCAAAUCUGGACUCAAAGAGUGACCGAGCACUUUGGCAUGGCUCCAGAAAAUUACCUAUGCGGUCCUCGUGGUAUCGCAACCGCUUCGCUCUCGAUAGCCACACAACAGCUCAUGUCCGAGUCGCCAAGUCCUGAACUCCUCGCCGCCCUCGCUGCGUCGCCGUUCACGACGCUGUGCAUUCUCAUCAACAUAAAUACACUCGUUAGGGACUUUACGCGAUGCUACUAUCAGCUCCCACCAAGUGCCUCGGAUCCGUCGGCGUUUCACAUUCUCACCCAAGCGCAAAACAAGCAAAUAUACAGCGCGAUGCGGGUCAUAUCCAGGAUCGUCAAGGAUCAAGCCUAUACACCGGAAAGUCCUCAAUUCCUACUGUGGAGGUCCGUCGAAAUCCUGCAUUGCUCGGCGAAGAUUAGCCUUUGCAGGCCCGACCACCUUCUCAUAGGAGGCAUCGUCGACAACAGUGUGAUCGCUGGACUGGCAACUUCGACACACCUUACACUAGGCAACUAUGUCUCGGUUAGACGAUCGGCGCCUCUUCUACCCCCUCACCUAUGGGGCGACGAAGGGAUACUCGCUGUCCUCAACGAUCUCGCCAGCGCACUAACACGGAUAGCCGGCGAAGAAGGCGAAAAUGCCUUUCGAGACUCACCCUGGGUAACGGCAGCUAGCUACGGGAUUCUGCUGUGCAUUUGGGCAGCGUUACGGCGAGCCGGGAAGGACAUUCAGAACCACCUCGACACCUUCAACGAGCUCCCUCGCACCUCCGAAUCAUGCAUGUUGAUCUUCAACACGCUAAUGGAGUCGGUCUUUUUGUGCUUAAAGGGCGAGGGAAAUGAAAUCGGCGGGCGUGACCACCGCAUUUGGUCUAUGGACCGCGACAGUUUUGUCAGCUUGCUCGACCAAGCCGAAAUACUGUUUGUCUCCCUUCUGCAGCGCGCAUGUAGAGAUCGUUAUCUCUGGAAUAUCGGCUCUUCGAUGGCGACCGUUGUGGAUGAAGUUCUAGCGAGUGGACAGCCGACUACAGCGUUAGCUUGA
This is a messenger RNA of Aspergillus calidoustus, 2119 nucleotides long. NCBI's taxonomy places the organism in Eukaryota, Fungi, Ascomycota, Eurotiomycetes, Eurotiales, Aspergillaceae. The record is from the annotation of a GenBank genome assembly.